Molecule: messenger RNA, 1007 nt
Organism: Lecanosticta acicola
Lineage: Eukaryota; Fungi; Ascomycota; Dothideomycetes; Mycosphaerellales; Mycosphaerellaceae
Source: the annotation of a GenBank genome assembly
AUGCGUUUCUCACCAACCAUUGCUGCACUCGCAGCGUCCCUCCCGUCCGUCUUCGGGUACUACAAAGGCUUCAACGUGGCCGCGACCAACAUCGAUGGGUCAUGCCGGACCACGGCGCAGUGGGAAGAAGCGUUCAACAAGCUCAAAGCUCUGCCGCAAGAUAUUACGAGCGUGCGACUCUAUGCCUCGAGCGAUUGCAACACCCUCGCCAACGCCGUCCCGGCGGCCAUCGCAACCGGUACUCAGAUCCUCGUCGGCGUAUGGACGGAAGACUCCGCGCACUAUACUGCCGAGAAGAACGCUCUGGAGGCUGCCAUCAACGAGCACGGAUACGAUUGGAUCCUCGCCAUUUCGGUCGGCAGUGAGGAUCUGUACCGUGGGGACACGAGCGCCGCCACACUCGCACAGCAAAUCUACGAUGUUCGUGGAAUGGUUCGGCAAUGGGGCGUAGAAGCUGAAGUUGGACAUGUGGAUACUUGGACGGCUUGGGUGGAUGCUGCCAACGAUGCUGUGAUUGAGGCUUGCGAUUUCGUGGGCAUGGAUGGAUACCCAUACUGGCAGGAUGUGGCGAUUGAAAAUGCCUACGACACCUUCUUCGCAUCCUACCAGAAUACUCUGGAUCAUGUGCAGUCCGUCAAGGCUGGAACAUGGGUCUGGUAUGUUGGCCUCUUUUUUUCCCAUUCGCAUCAGAAGCAAGUCGGACUGACGGAUCUGUAGGGUCACUGAGACUUCUUGGCCUGUCUCGGGCGCUGCUCAGGGCGCAGCAAUCGCCAGCGUGGACAACGCCCGUACUUACUGGCGCUCGGUCGCUUGCCAGCUCUUCAAACAGGCGCACGUAUUCUGGUAAGUCCACCAAUAAGCGGAAACUACCUCCUCACCUCCAAGAUGUUGUGCUCACUUUGUGUCUUUCUUCGUCUAGGUAUGCUUACCAGGACUACUCCGCCACGCCAUCUUUCGGCGUCUUCGACAGCAACGGCAACGCGCAGUACGAUCUUUCCGCGUGCUAG